Salvia miltiorrhiza (redroot sage) is the source of this 795-nucleotide messenger RNA. Its product is annotated as 3-ketoacyl-CoA synthase 19-like. Gene Ontology annotation, cellular component: membrane. Bases 191 to 640 code for a protein of 149 amino acids. Gene Ontology annotation, biological process: fatty acid biosynthetic process. Gene Ontology annotation, molecular function: acyltransferase activity, transferring groups other than amino-acyl groups. The transcript is spliced from 2 exons. The record is from RefSeq and is a predicted model, not a curated record. NCBI's taxonomy places the organism in Eukaryota, Viridiplantae, Streptophyta, Magnoliopsida, Lamiales, Lamiaceae.
AAUAAUAAACUUGAUUUAUGAAGAUGAUCAAGGCUACGCCGGCUUUCGGCUCACGAAGAAGCUCACCAAAGCAGCGGCGCAGGUGUUUGUGAUUAAUCUCAGAGUUCUGCUACCGAAGAUCUUGCCGCCGUGGGAGAUUAUCAGAUUCAUUUUUGUCUAUCUCCGGUGGGGUAAGAGGAAGAACAAGAUCAUGGAAGCCCUCGCCGGCGGCGGCCUCAAUCUCAAGUCCGGCGUUGGUCAUUUCUGCAUACACCCUGGGGGCAGGGCUGUGAUCGACGGGGUCGGGAAGAGCCUCGGGCUGAGCGAGUACGACCUCGAGCCGGCUCGGAUGGCGCUCCACCGCUUCGGCAACACCUCGGCGGGCGGGCUUUGGUACGUGCUCGGGUACAUGGAGGCGAAGAAGCGGCUGAGGAAGGGCGAUCGCAUCAUGAUGAUCAGCUUCGGAGCUGGCUUCAAGUGCAACAACUGUUUGUGGGAAGUCCUCAGAGACUUGGGCGAUGCGAAUGUGUGGGAAGAUUGCAUCCAUCGAUACCCGCCGCCGAGCCUCGCCAACCCUUUCACCGAGAAAUACGGAUGGAUCAAUGAUGAGCGUCUCAGCUUCGUUCGGAUCGAGGAUUGUGUGUUCUCGAGCAACGCUUGAAUGAUUUAAGCAAGUGUUUUGGUUGAGAUAUCAUAUGUAUUUGAUUAGAGCUGGUUGCUAAUUAAGUAAAGUGAAAUGCAUGUGUGUUGUUCAAAUGUAGUAAAAAAUAAAUGAUUGAGUUAUACUUUUUUUCUUGAUGAAAUGAAAAAUUAAUU